Molecule: messenger RNA, 1614 nt
Organism: Closterium sp. Yama58-4
Lineage: Eukaryota; Viridiplantae; Streptophyta; Zygnematophyceae; Desmidiales; Closteriaceae
Source: the annotation of a GenBank genome assembly
AUGGAAAUUCGUCGAUGUCGCUCAGUUUCCCGGUCACGGGUCAGCGUGAGCUGCCUGCUUGCACUACUUAUCCUUGCCAAAAGCAGCCUCGUUAACGGGCAACAAGCUGACCAAUCAGAAAUCAUCUUGGAGCCCCAGCAACCAUCGCAAAAUGACACAUCCGAAGCCGCUCCGCCGCCAACACCUGAAAUUCCACCUGAAACUGCGCCAGAAUCGCAACCUGCGCCCACUCCUGAAACGCCAGGAGAAACCUUCAACGGGUCUACCUCCAAUAUAACGGGAAAUCCGCCGGAAAUCCCGAUACUGGACCAUCCAGUCGACAAGGUUAUCCCGUCGGCCGUAUCUGACGUGUACGUCAUCCGUCUCCGCGCCGCCCCACCAAUCGCGGGCUACACUGGCGGAAUCAACGGGAUUCCCGCCACGGCAGCGGAGGCUGUCAGAGACUCUGUGUCUGACGUCAUCAAUUCAGUGGCCGGCCGGAUUCGCAGGUGGCGUCGCCGAGCGAAUCGCCAAUCGUCGCGACUGAACCUGGGGUCGCCUGCUGUCGCACAGUUCAAGCAGUGGCUCGAUCGGCUGCAGGAUGGAGUUGCGAAUGACGUGCGCCUGCCGCGCGCGAAUGUACUGUACAAGUUCAAACACGUCAGCAAUGCCUUUGUGGCGCGUUUGUCGCCUAAGCAGCUGCAGCAGCUGAAGCGCCACCCAGCAGUUGCGGAAGUCAAAUCCAACUACCGAAUCAGCAAGCUCACCACCGACUCCGCAAACUUUCUAAACCUGCCCGGGACUCUCUGGACCGCCCGGGGCCGCGAGCGGGCAGGGGAAGGCGUGGUGGUGGGAAUAGUCGACACGGGUAUUUGGCCAGAACACCCUUCGUUUUCCUCGAAUGUUACCCCACCUGACCUGCCGUAUCCUAACCCUCCACCUACCUGGAAAGGCACCUGUCAAGUGACGUCUGAUUUCAAGUGCAACAGAAAGGUGAUUGGCGCGAGAUUUUUCAACGCCGGUUUCCGGUCGUGGUUCGGGCAGGAAGACUUGCGAGCUGAUUGGGCGUCGGCUCGGGAUGCGGACGGGCACGGCACCUGGUGUGCAUCAGCGGCUGCAGGCAACAGCAACGUGCCCAUUCUGUUACCUCCCCGCAAGACAACCAUUGGCAACGCAACCGGCAUGGCACCCCGGGCUUUCCUUGCAGCCUACAAGGUCUUCUGGGGGAACGCCAACGCAGGCGGGGUCACUGCCACGUAUGCUGACGUGGAGGCAGCAGUCAACGCGGCUGUCGCUGACGGGGUUGACGUCAUCUCGCUCUCUCUGGGCGGCGCAGACCCCAGUGCCACGUAUUUCAGCGAUCUGCCGUAUUUAUACGCGAAUCUGGCCGGCACAGUGGUGGUUUAUGCAGCGGGGAACUCCGGUCCGCCUCCUCUCACCUCCUCAAUGUAUCGCAGCAUCUCCAACUUCUCGCCGUUCUACCUCACUGUUGGCGCCAGGGUCGUGGUGAAGCUGUAUGGGUUUGGCUCGUGGAAUGUGGUGGUGCAGAGACUGGGAUUGGUGGAUGGGAUCUCGGUGCGAGCAGCAGGGAAGACUGAGACCGAGGCGGGUGUGGGGAAGGGCAGAUGUGCUUGA